AUGUCCUUUUCACUAUGGUGCUAUGUGCGCCUGCGCAUCGUGAAAUCAUUUGGAUGGGAUGACGGCCUAAUGGUGGCGGCGAUGAUAAUACUCGUCGCAUAUACCGCGACCACUAUCGGCGGCGCGGUAGUCGGCACAGGAAGGAAGAUGGGCGAUUUAACAUCACAAGAACUUAACCUCCGGCUUGCUAGGUUGUUUUGGUGGCUCGGUCAGGACUUUUACGUGACAGCUUGCGUGUUAGCAAAGGCCUCAAUUUGCAUCUGUCUAUGGCGUAUUACCAUCAACCAGGUCCACCGAAUGUUCCUGUGCCUCGUGCUGGCAUUCUCCAUCUUGGCCGGGCUGGUCUUUUUCUUCUUCACUACCUUCCAAUGCCAUCCAGUUUCCCAUUACUGGAAUACGACAAUUGCGGAUGAAAAGUGCCUUAAGGCCGCCACCAUUAUCAAGGUUACUUAUGCGUACAGCGCUGUCGCUGCAACCUCUGAUUUUGCCAUUGGGCUUUUACCAGUAUUCAUAGUGUGGAACCUUCAAAUGGCUAAAGCCCGCAAAUAUGGCUUAAUAGGUCUUUUUGGAAUUGCUUGUGUUGCAAGUUUUGCUGUGAUCAUUCGCAUCCCAUAUCUCCAAGCGCCUAGCCGUUCCGAACCUCUAUACGCGGCCGGCUAUAUAAUCAUCUGGUCCUAUGUCGAAGUUUCCGCUGGGAUCAUUGCGGGUAGCGUUGUCACAUUACGGGCUUUAGGACGAGUUCUCCCUGGAAGAUGCCCGGAUUGGAUUCGCAGCCCAGAGUUUCAAGACUUGACUUCUCGAUCAAGCCCCCAAGUCUAG
Molecule: messenger RNA, 819 nt
Organism: Aspergillus tanneri
Lineage: Eukaryota; Fungi; Ascomycota; Eurotiomycetes; Eurotiales; Aspergillaceae
Exons: 6
Coding region: 1-819 (272 amino acids)
Source: RefSeq, a predicted model, not a curated record